Messenger RNA from Amoebophrya sp. A25, 2210 nucleotides. Lineage: Eukaryota; Dinophyceae; Syndiniales; Amoebophryaceae. The record is from the annotation of a GenBank genome assembly.
AUGGAGGAAUUCGCGGAAGAGGACUGGAUGUUGGCGUUGCUGAGAUGCGAACUUCAUACACGUAUUUACUUUGAAUUCUGAUAGUUUUUUGAUGAUGUUGGUUUAACGACCGGGAGGACUUUCAGAUGAAUAGAAUGAAAGAGCUUACUUCAUCUUCAUCGCUAAUAUCAAGAACAUUUCGAUUUCUUCAAAAGAAGAUAUGAAACAGCUCAAGGGCAAUGUUACUAGAUCUCUCUCAACGAGGACCUUCCUCUUACACCAUUUCAUCUUCCCAUCUCCCACCCUACAACAGUGGUCCACGCUUUCCGUAAAGAUGUGAAUGACCCGGAACGAACUAGUUUCCCGGCAAUCCACUUCGGCCACUACUACCAAUUGUACACUGGGAAAAACUUCGGAGGCACUCUGCAGAAUUUUAAUUGCAAGACUUUGGAGGAACUGACACGAUUGGUUCCGGACAUGUGCCAGCACACGGUGGAAAUGGACGACUUCGCUCUUCGACGCGAAAAGACCGCACUUUUGCUUAUGGAAAUAUACUCGAUGUUUUACUCAAACUCAAACUCAACAUGCCUGUAAGACAAGUGUAUAAGUUGUGUAGGAGCUUGAGUACAGUAUUGUAAGACUGUAUAAGUUGUGUAGGGGCUUGAGUACUACAGCAGCUACAGCUUUCGUCCAAAGAGAAAACUGCAAAUUGCACCCGCAGAAAUAGAAUCCGUACUGUAGAUCAUGUCACAAUUAGAGGCCGUACUGUAGAAGAUGUCACAAUUCGAAAUUAUCUUGUCUGUAGUCCAAACUAUAGUCCAAAACUUGAGCUCCUCUAAGCGGCAAGACUACGACUUGGUGCUUCCCGCUCACGACGACGCGGAUAUGGAGGUUUGUAAGUUCAUCCAGGACACCGAGGAUGCCAGACAGAUGCGAACCGACCGACUCGAUGCUGGUGACGAAAAUGCUGCUUUGACCUUCACCUACAAGGGAGCGAACGUUCGCGGAGGACAGGUCACCCGAACAGGCGUUGCGCAAGGAGGAGCUGUGGGGCAGGAGAGCUUCAAGCGUCCGAUCCCCAAUGCUCAGCAGUACAACGACUUUCAGGCUAAGCGAAGCAGAGGAGGAAACUUCCAGGCACAGAACGCGUCGAGUGGAAGACGAUAAGUCGAAGAUAGUGCUCUACCUUUGGGAAAGUAGACGAUCUUGAUGCUUUUGGGAAUAUAAGUACUAGAAGAAACGAGGCUCAUCUUCUACUGGACUUAGUGGACUGAGAAUUGCAGUUGUAGCACCACGAAGCAUGUAUAAGAAUGUAAUUUCUAAAUCGCGCUGUAACGCAUGUUAUUCGCAGCAAACUUUUAUUGCUACCUACUUAUUCGGAGAACUACAGAAAUUGAAAUCCAACAUAACGUCUAAACAUCUUGUAUCACCCGUGUCAUAUUUUUACUACAUUCUAGACGAGAUUUAACUUGUACCAAUCAAAAAUUCAAAUUCUUGUAAACAUAGCUCGUUCUUGAUAGACAAUGAAUUUUACUGAAAUUACGAAGCAGUAUUGCGUAUUCGAACAGCGGGUUCGGUGCUCUGGAAUACAACGGUUGGACCACGGCACGGGAUAGUUCUCCUUCGAAGAAGAGUAUGGUAUGCUUCUCGUCUGAGCCGUCCCUCCUGUUGUAUGCGGAAUUCCGAAUAAGGUCUGGUCUCUGCUCUACUAAGAUCCAGCUAUUUAAGCAAGUACUAAGAAAGUGUCUAGAACGCUGAUUCAACAUACCUAGAACGUCAACCCCAUUUAGAAAUUUGAUGUUUCAUCGACCUUACUACUUGUACCAUUGAUUUACCUGCUACGCAUUACUAUGAAUUUGAAUUACCUUACCAAGCAUCAUAAAUCUUGUUUGAGAAUACUUACAAAUAUAGCAUCAGUCAUUUUGACGUACUCGGAAAAACCUUGACCUUGAAGUUGAUGUUGUAUUCAUUCAUGUAAAUCUCGAUCCCUACUACAACAGUCGUUCUUGAGUGAAGAAAAUGUUGAUAAUGUUAUGACCUAUGACGACGAUUCGAAAAACUAUAACCACUAGGUGGAUGUGCUCAGUCAUGUUGCAUUACAUCGGUGGAAAUCCAUUGUGAUAGAUAAUUUCGGCUGUUGUUGAGUCGCAUAGUUGAGGCACCGCAAACCCUCUCACUACCAUAGUGCUCCUCACUCGGAUGAAGUAGAGAAAAAGGCUAAGGCUUCGUGC